Didymella exigua CBS 183.55 is the source of this 3296-nucleotide messenger RNA. RefSeq names its product eukaryotic translation initiation factor 2C 2. The record is from RefSeq and is a predicted model, not a curated record. NCBI's taxonomy places the organism in Eukaryota, Fungi, Ascomycota, Dothideomycetes, Pleosporales, Didymellaceae. Gene Ontology annotation, molecular function: RNA binding; protein binding. The coding region runs from base 104 to 3034 and encodes 976 amino acids. The transcript has 9 exons.
AGAAUUCUCACUGACCACACCCAGGCCGAUCAGCGAUCCGCCCACAAACGCAACCGACGCCCUCUUCUCCACGGGCUCUUCGAUCCGGCACCAAGAUUUCUCGAUGGCUGGCCCAGCGAAGCAACGCUCCAUCACUCAGAAGCAGCAGCAGCAGGCUGCUCGGUCCUCCGACAACUCCUCGUCAUCUCGCGAUCCGACCCAGCGUUCCAUCAACAAGUUCGAUGGCAACAAGGAUCCUCAUGGUCAUGGCGCUGGCGUCAUGGACUACACCAGGGCCAAUGACUUGAAGAACCUGUCCGAGUUCCUCGGUAUUGCCGGCUGGUACGCAGCUCGUGGACAUACCAUCCCUUCCGCACUUCCUCAGCGCCCAAAGAAUAUCAACUCGUACGGCAAGGAGACUGCGGUUACUCUCAACACCUUCAACGUCAUCAAGGCCCCCUCCAGGGAAGUCUUUCAGUAUGACGUCGCCUACUCUGGUGACUCCAAGGACUAUACCAAGCGCAAGCUGCUGGAGAAGAUCUGGAGGUCGAGGCCAGUCCAGGCCGAGCUUGGCAAGCAGGAGUACUGGGUCUGGGACAGCCAUAAGCUUGCUUGGUCUGGCAAGCGCCUUGAGCGUGACGACACUCGCAUCACCGUCGAUCUCGAUGCUGAAGAGGGCAAGCCUACCAGGGAAGGCGCACGCGGCAACAAGCACACCGUUCAUGUCCGCUUUACUCGUCAAGUGGACUUCAGUGGUCUCUCAGCCUUCCUCAACGGCCAAGCGACGUGGUCUCCCGAGUGCAUCGACACCAUCAACUUCUUGGAUCACCUUAUGCGUGAGUACCCUUCUCAGCAGUAUACGCAGAUCAAGAAGUCGUUCUUUCAGCGCGGCGAGCAGCGCUACGACCUUGGUGGAGGUAUUGAGGCUUUCAAGGGCAUCUUUACCUCUCUUCGCCCUGUCCUUGAUGACAAGUUCGUCAAAUCUUUGUCCGUCAAUGUCGAUGUAGCCAACGGCACCUUCUGGCGCUCUCAGGAGCUCACUCGCGCUGUUAGCCAGGUUUUCAACUGCUCUCCCCCUCAGCUCACUCAGCGCUUCAAGGAAGCUCAGCGUGACUGGCGCAAGUCCAUGCUGCGCAGAGACUUCGGCGCCUUCAGGAGGGUCGGUGUCACCUCUACCCAUACCACCCCUAAUACCCAGUGGACCAUUGACGAAAUUCACAAAGAGGAUGCCAACCAGUGCAUGUUCCCCGACCCUAAUGACCGCCGUCCUGGUAUCCCCGAUGCACAGCGCAAGAAGAUUUCUGUCGCCCAGUACUUCAAGAAGAAGUACAACCUGAACCUUAUUGCUGGCAUUCCAGUUGUCAAGAUGACAAAAAAGAUCCGCGGCUCUCCUGUUUACUUGCCUAUGGAUGUCCUCCGGAUUGACGCUAAUCAGCGUUACAACACAAAGCUAAGCGAUUUUCAGACGUCUAGCAUGAUCAAGUUCGCUGUUACCUUGCCAAAGGAGCGCUGGGCUGCUGUACAGCAAGGUGUCCGUCUGCUGAACUGGGGUAACGAUCCUUACUUGCAGCACUAUGGGCUCAACAUCUCACAGAACGCUUCAAAGGUCAAGGCUCGCAUUUUGCCCUCUCCAAUCGUCCAGUUCGGUAACGGCUCAAAGGAGGCCACCAUCAAGCCCCAGGACAUGGUGGCUGGCCGAUGGCGUCUUGACGGCCGUAAGUUUGCCAUGAACAACAAGGAACGCCCAAUCAAGGGCUGGGGUGUCUGCGUUAUCAAUCACAAUCGAGCUCCUCCUCAAGCCGCUGUCGAGGGCUUUGUUCAGAAGUUCAUACAAAUCUACGAGAGCCACGGCGGUGUCUUCGCCGCUCAUCCCCAGCAUGGAAAAAAGCCCUGGAUGGGCUACGGCAACCUUGCCGAUGGCGGUGAACUUGUCGCUAAGGCCUGGAACCAGACUGGUAACCGCUACAAUACCAUGCCGAAUCUGCUCCUUUUUGUGGUCAACGAUCGCAAUGUCGAUGUGUACCGCCGCAUCAAGAAGUCUUGUGACAUCCGCUUCGGUGUUGCUUCCCAGGUUCUUCAGGCCAAGCACGUCAUGUCGGCCUCUCCCCAGUACAUCUCGAACGUCUGUAUGAAGAUCAACGCCAAGUUAGGUGGUGCCACCUGCGUUGCGAAGAGCGGUCUUAUCCCCAAGCUCAACCCCAAGGCCGCCUCCACCCCUACCAUGGUCGUUGGUGCCGACGUUUCUCACCCUGCUCCCGGUGCCGGUUCCGACCAGGCCGCCUCAUUCGCCGCCAUCACCGUCUCUGCCGACCCCUUCUUCGCCAAGUAUUGGGCUGAUGUCCAGACCAACGGCAACCGCGUUGAGAUGAUCACCUCCUCCAACAUCCAGGAACACUUCGGUCCUAUGGCCAAGAACUGGAUGCAGCGUCUUGGCCAAGGUAAGGCACCACAGCGUGUCCUCUUCAUCCGUGACGGUGUUUCUGAGGGCCAGUAUGCUGCUGUCCUCGAAGAGGAAGUCCGCGACAUGAAGGCUUUCUUUAGCCAGCUUGGCGGCACUAUGCCCAAGUUCACGGUUGUCAUCGCCGGCAAGCGCCAUCACAUCCGCUUCUUCCCCGACGCUGGCAAGGGUGACCGCAACGGCAACCCUCUUCCUGGUACUCUCGUCGAGACUGGCUGCACACACCCAUUCGAGUUCGACUUUUAUUUGUGCUCACAUGUCGCUAUCAAGGGUACUGCUCGUCCGAUUCACUACCAGUGCAUUCUCAAUGAGGGUGACUGGCAGGCUGCCGAACUUCAGCAGUUUAUUUUUGAGCACUCCUACCAAUAUGUCCGCUCGACCACUCCGGUCUCCAUGCAUCCCGCUGUCUACUAUGCCCACUUGGCUGCCGACCGAGCACGCGCUCACCUGAACGACAGCCCUGUCUCAUCGGGUAAGAAGGAGUCGCACGCUGAUCGUACCUCUGACACGGGCUCCUCCAACCGCAACGUCGAGGUCCCUCCUCUCAUGCGCAUCCACAACUCCCGUGGUCUGAAGGAUGUGAUGUGGUACAUCUAAGCUGUCGACGAUAGCUUUCAGGUUCCGGGUGGCUAUGAUAUGGUUCUGACUAUCUUCACGGGUUAUUUUUACGUCAUGGAUGGCCGAGUGGGUUUGCACUUCGAUGGUGGUACUCUGCAUGUCAACAGUCGAGCUUCAGCGACACGUCAGACCUGGUGGUGGAGAAUUUGGGAUAUUUUGCUCUUGAUUUUUGUUUACGGCGGCUGCAAGUCAUUGAAAGCUUUCAGCAUGGCAUGCGAUCCUGGAAGUGGAAGUAUGGCGA